Messenger RNA from Coffea eugenioides, 2156 nucleotides. RefSeq names its product putative disease resistance protein RGA4. The transcript has 2 exons. The record is from RefSeq and is a predicted model, not a curated record. The coding region runs from base 124 to 2025 and encodes 633 amino acids. Lineage: Eukaryota; Viridiplantae; Streptophyta; Magnoliopsida; Gentianales; Rubiaceae.
GAGUUGCCAAACUCCGUUGGUAAACUAAUACAUUUACACUUACUUGACAUUUCAGGUUCUAGGAUUAGAACUUUGCCAGAAUCCCUUUGCAAACUUUAUAGUUUGCAAACACUGAGAAUUGGCAUGCUUGUAGACGGUUUUCCAAAGAAGAUGAGCAAUCUGAUUAGCAUGAGACAUCUUCACUAUGAUGAUGAUGAUACAGGACGCGAAAUCCAAAUGCCAUCCGGGAUUGGACGAUUGACUUGUCUUCAAACAUUGAAGUUCUUUAACAUAGGUCGUCAAGAGGAAGGUCGUGGUAUCCAAGAGCUUGGAACCUUGGAAGAUCUUAAAGGCUUCUUGGAGAUCAGAAAUCUUGAAUUAGUAAAUGGCAAAGAUGAUGCUGAACUGGCGAACCUAUCUAGAAAGCCAAAUCUGUAUCGGUUGGUAUUUGAGUGGGGCAAUAGGGAUCGGGAAAGUAAUAAAUGCGAUGAAAAUGUGUUGGAAGGCCUCCAACCUCACCCAAAUUUAAAAGAGUUACAAAUUUUGAAGUUCAUGGGUGAUCAGUUCCCACAAUGGUUCAUGAAUUUGACAUUGACAUCACUGGUGGAGUUGCGGGUGGAGGAUUGCACAAGAUGCAGAGAACUCCCUGCACUAGGACAGCUGUCAUCCCUCCAACAUCUAUAUCUGACUGGAUUGGAAAACAUAAGAAGCAUUGGGCUUUCAUUCUACAGUACAAGUGCUGAGGAGGGCGGCGGAUCAGGAGGUUCAAGCACUAUUAGCAGACAAACAUUCUUUCCAGCCCUUAAAAUUCUCUCUCUUGAAAGCAUGCAAAAUUUGGAAGAGUGGAAGGAUGCACACGAAAUGAUGGAUGUGUUUCCCGUGCUGGAAAAGCUGUAUAUUAGUGAUUGCCCCAAACUGACCACCAUUCCAACUCCAAGUCGUUUCCCAAGUCUUGUUGUAUUGAAUAUAAAAGGGAAUUGCCAUGUUUUGCUGGCAGAAAAGGUUUUGAGCAAUAUAGCCAAUCUCUCGUCCCUUAAAUUAAGGGGUGGUCGCCAAUGCAUCGAGUCUCUAAAUUUAGUGAGACGGCCAGAGAGCAGCUUGAGUAUUGAUGGCUGUGACAGUCUACCCACUGACACGCUUGAGCGGCUCUAUCUUUUUCCAACUCUUCAGCGUGUAGAAUUGAGGUCUGCCGAUAAUAUAACAACAUUAAGAGGAAUGAGUUGCGCCGCUUCUCUUAAGAGAUUGAGAGUCCUUUGUUGUGAGAAUUUACGGGAGUUGCCAGAAGAUCUUUAUCAAUUUCAAGCUUUAAAGGACUUGAUGACAUGGAGUUGCCCGAGAAUUGAUUCAUUUGGAUAUCCAAAUCCUAAAAAUUCAUUUGGACAGAAAGGCCUCCUUAAGUCUCUUGAGGAAUUUACUGUCGUUGGGUGCGAUGCAUUAACAAGAUUACCAGUGGAGAUGUUCGAGUCGUGUACGUCUCUCCGAGGGCUGACUUUGGUCGAUUGCCGCAGUCUGGUCUCCUUUCCCCUUGAUUUGCGACGAACCCCUUCUCUCGAGAGCUUCUGGUUACGGGGGUGUCCCAACUUGAUUGCUGAGAUGCCUAGUGGAUUUGGCUAUCUUACCAGCUUAAGGAAAGUGCUGAUUGGUCCCUUCUCAGAUUACUCUGCAAUCGAAUUUGAUUGGGCUGGAUUAGCAUCUGCAUCAUCACUCCGGCACGUGUUUUUGAAUGGAAUGCAUGACACGAAAUCUCUGCCACAUCAGCUUCAAGACUUGACUACCAUCACAUUACUACAUCUAGAAAACUUCGGAGCAGUCGAAGCCUUACCAGAUUGGCUUGGGAACCUUGCGUCUCUUGAUGAGCUAAUUCUGUGGGGUUGCCAAAAGCUUGAAUAUUUACCCUUCGUAGAUGCCAUGGAACGCCUCAAAUUAAGACGUCUGGAAAUUCGUGGUUGUCCUCUAUUAGAACGAAGAUGCACUCCUGAAAGCGGCUCCGAGUGGCCCAAGAUCUCUAAUAUUCCGGAGCGUAUGAGUGAUUAUAAGUCUUUCUGAGCCAUUCGAUACUAUCAGCUGGUACUGGAGAGCUAUCAAGGCAGAAGACUUGCUUGAAGAAAACUGGACGUGCUAAUACUUUAGUUUCAGAGGUGACAAGAUUUGAUGGAAAGAAGUUAGACAUUGUAGAC